Molecule: messenger RNA, 3982 nt
Organism: Chilo suppressalis (striped riceborer)
Lineage: Eukaryota; Metazoa; Arthropoda; Insecta; Lepidoptera; Crambidae
Source: the annotation of a GenBank genome assembly
AUUGUAAUAUCGAUAUAUCGAUAUAAUUUCAACAAACCAAAAAGAAUCAAAAGAAUGUCACUGUCAGUGUCAGUUUGCUGUUUGCCUGCUGCGCUAAGUUUAUGUUGUUACUUUUUCAUAUUUUUGCAUUUUUAUCAGGGAAAAACACAAAUUGAAGUGAGAAUGGAGGAAGUUCUCGAGAAAAUGGAAUCGGUUUUAGGCAGUUUAAAGCCUAAAGAUAGCCUAAGCUCAUUUGAAGGGCUAUAUAAAAAUUGGGGUAAAUUAGAUAACCAAGAAGAAAGGCGAAGAGAUUUAUUGGAGAUUCAAAAAAGUAAUAGAAAUGCAAAGUUGGACCUGUUUAGAGGUAUACUGGACCUAGUAAACACUGUAGAAGAAAAUGAUAUCUUCAAAUCUAGUAAAAAAGUUCACUACAGACCCAGUAUUUAUGUUGCUGGUUUCAAUAGAGCAUCACCAGCAUACAACAAUGUCCUAAUGAUGUCAGAGUGGUUGAUAGAAAAGCCUUCAGAUUUUGCUGAGAAUUGGUACAUAACACCAUGCCCAAAGGGAACCAGAGUACUUGUAGUUGCCAAUAAUGGGAUAACAAAAUGUUAUACAAAAUAUGGUCAAUUUUUAUUUAAAAUGAAUUCUGCUCUGCCUGGUGGAAAUCGAAAUUAUCCUAAGAGUAAUAAAGGUACAUGCUGCGUGUUGGAUUGCUUCUAUUGUGAAACCAAAAGCACUUUAUAUGUGUUAGAUUUAUUAGCAUGGAAUAAUCAGCCCAUGACUGAUUGUGAUACAGAAUUCCGGUAUUUUUGGCUCCAAUCACAGUUUGCAGAAAAUCCGGAAGUGGGAGUGAUUAAUAAACAAAACAAAAUUAAAUUUACUCUGUUACCAAAGAGUCCAUGUAAGCCAGAUGAAUUAAAUAAGUUCAUGAUGACAUAUCCUCAUUUUGAAAGCAACUCACCCAGCUUAGAUGGUAUCCUGUUUUACCACAGACAAGCGCAUUAUAUCUCCGGCGAGACACCAUUAGUUGGCUGGCUUUUCCCUUACAUGGUUCCAGAGGUCUUGGGAGCUGAUAUUACAGUUAACAAGAGUUAUAUGUCUCAAAAACCAGAAGGAUAUGUGAAUCAAGCUGAUUUUAUUCGAAAUUUCGAAGAGAAACAGGCUAAGAAGAAACAUGGUAGACGAAGUUCCAGAAACAGCAAUGCUAUGGACACAGCUGAUAUUAAUAAGACUGAGAUGGAAGCCGAAGAAAGCACAGAAUAUUCAGUUGUUGCUGUAGUAGCAGAAUCAAAAACGACUAUGGAAACCGAAGAAACUUUAAGAGAAAAAGAAAACAUAAUAGAAAAUAUAAAAUACUCUUUAGUAACUGAAUCGACAACGUCAAUGGAAUCCGAAGAAUCUACAAAGGAAAAAGAACAAAGCACAGAAGACAAAAAAUAGUCUUACAAGAUGGUUAUGAUCCUUCUGAAGAAUUGUCUUUGUCCUUAAAAGAGGUUAAAUAGAUCAAAUUUCUUCAGCCUCUCUUGGAUAUUGCAUUCUUGGGAUAGAUAAUGAGUUUAAUGAGGAAUUGUUAUCUACCUAACCACGACAAAAAGCUACCUAGCAAAACUAGCAAAAAAUAUAGGUACAACUAAUGGCAAGAUGUUCAGAAUAACUAUGAAAAAUGAAGCGUGAACAGUUAUUUUGUACACAAAAUAUGUCUACAGCGCAAGCUUCAGUGUUUCUCGAUAACCACACAGUGCAAAAAAUUCACUGGUUGGCGUAUUAUGAAUAAGUAUUUAUAAUGCAUAAAUAUUCGAUGUACUUUCUGACCAUAAUAUAAUGUACCAAAUUAAAUACAUGUAAUUCUGUAAUAUACAGAAUCUCAACAAUAUAAUCGAGUUAGUGUUUUAUUCUUGUACCGAUUAUAUCAUAGUUCAUUUGACUGAGAAAAUUCACUAUCUACUUUAAUAUAGGGGAAAAGCCGGAUUGUUGCCCCACUUUUCAAUAAAGCUCUAUGAUUCAAAAAUGUGGACCUACAAGUAGCGAUGCGAUGCAUCAAGUAAUAGACAGGUCCUUCUUCUUUCAUAGUAGCCUAUUUUGUAAACAUAAUUAAUAUCGGUUUUGAGUAAAUCCGGUUUUAAUAGACCUCUCAAAAAAGAAAAGUUGCUUACUUGAGCGGAGAGUAGCCUAAGGUUUAAAAUUUAUACGGGAAUACUUUCACUUUGGGGGAACAGACCACUUACUAAGAUUUUUGAAGAUACAAACAUUUUAUAUCAAAUUGUGUAAGCAAUUUUUAAUUGUGAUUGUUUGUAUCUGACUCCCACUCGAACAUUUAUUUUGUAGUUGCAUCUUUUCUUCACAGCAUUACUUAUGCUUUCUUGAAUAAAUAGAUGCUGGCAGUUUUUUUAACUAUUUUUUAAAGGAUAUUUACAAAGCAUUCCCAAAAUAUAAAUAAAUAUAUAUUUAAAACACUGUUUAUUCACAACAGGUAGGAAAAUAUUAAAAUCAGUAUUUCGACAAUGAUAAUUUAUAGUUACCCAUAGAGCAUCUAUCUGUAGUAAAUAGGGCAGCCAUCCUUAUGGGAACGGAUACUUGCUCCUUUUUUUUAUAAAAUAAAUAAAAAACUACUCAACAACGACACAUUAGAAACAGUGUAAUUUAAACUCCAAUGCAUGCCAAGAAACUAAAAGAUCCCUAAAUCAGUUCAAAAUAGUGUACUCUCUAAUAUCGAAUUUUAUUUACUCACACGGAAUUAACGCGCGCGCCAAAUUCUACAAUUUACAUGACAUUACAUCCUUCGGGAAAUAUACUUACAGAAACAAUAUCCGUAACGUAGUGUACUCAAACCGGGGCAAGUAUCCAACUGCGGCAACUAUCCGGCUUUUACCCUACUAUUUUAUGUAGCGUAAUAGCCGAAACAGACUUUUGAAAUGCGACGCCACCCGAUGCGUGUUGAUGACACUUUGACAAUUAAAUAUAUUUUCUAUGAUCAGAAUCACAUUAGGAACAUACGACGCGACGCGAUGCGCACACACUGAUCAUAGAAUAUACGCGUCGCGUGGCUUGCGUUUCAAAAGUCUGUUUCGGACUUUACCAUUGGCGGUCGCUUACUUUCAGAGGGUUGCGUCUGUAACUGCACAUUAUUUUAUUCAGUAAUAAAAUGCAAUUUAUAAGUAAUUUGUUUUUUUCUGUUUACUUUAAAAUACAAAGUCAUCAUCUUGCACUUGAAGACAAUUUAAGCUUUUGAUCCUGACUGAAUGCAGUCUGGGUUCUUACCCACCAUUCUGCACUCGGCCUGCGUGAUGGGUGUUGGCUUGUUUGGACUCACGGUGCGGUUUCCCCCACCAGCCGCACCGCACCUUCCCAUAUUCCAUCCAUAGUGGAAGUCUGUGCCCCCUUGUCACGGUUACCCUGGUCUACUAACUAAGGUCAGAAAUGAGACAACAGAAUACCAUGCAAACUAUUAACUUUAAUAAAAAAACUCGACCCGGAGAAAUCAAAAAUUAUACAGGUGGGGUUGAGCACUUAACCCACACAAGUUCUUGGCUUCGACGGUUCAGGAACUCUCCUGUGUAACACCGGGUAGUUGGUAAUCCCGGGAAACCGCUGGCGACUGGAGGCUGCAGGAACGGGUAGCCCGGCAGAGAGUACUCUCGUGUGGUGGAACUCUGUGAGGUGAUACCGGCCAAAUUGGUAUCCCGAGCGUUGAACCCUGGAACGCGCAAUUAAAAUACAAUUACAAGCCGUCCAGUACUAUUUUGCGAACAUCCACGGUAACUGCGUCGUAAAAGAAAGUACCUAAUUGUAGUAGUAGUGCCGUGGAAUCAUCACAAUCAGAAACGGAGAUUACAAUUUCGACAAAUAAUAAUAUAAUUGAUUGGAUUGAUAAUGAAAUUUACGUAUAUUUAAAAAUUAUUGAAACAUGAGGGUGGAAUUAAACGACGAUGAAAUCUUUAUGUAGCAAAAGUAUGCAAAAUCAAUAUAAAUGUGAUUUAUAUUAAUACUAGCUGACCCAGCGAAC